Coffea eugenioides is the source of this 1035-nucleotide messenger RNA. RefSeq lists its product as uncharacterized. The transcript has 8 exons. Bases 1 to 1035 code for a protein of 344 amino acids. NCBI's taxonomy places the organism in Eukaryota, Viridiplantae, Streptophyta, Magnoliopsida, Gentianales, Rubiaceae. The record is from RefSeq and is a predicted model, not a curated record.
AUGGCUGUUAGGGAUUUCAAUGUUAUUGACUCAGCUAGGGAGAGAUCUGGGGGGCUUCUCCAAACAUUACCAAUAUGGAAGAGUUUAGUCAAGUUGGAUCGUACAGUAGUGAAUAAUUUGUGUUCAGAGGCUUAUGGGUUCUCUCGAGUGAUUCGAUACGGGUGGCAUAGGGAAGUGGAAGAUAUCGGGAUGGUCAAAUUCUAUAAUAAGUUAAAAUCGGUGAAGAAAGUGGCGUUGAGAUGGGUGAAAGAGGGGUAUGCAAACACAAAGUUCUUCCACUCUGUGGUUCGACAGAGGGGAUGGCUAGAGAACUUGCAAGAUAUUAAACAUUUUGCAGUUUGUUUCUAUGAAGAACUUUUCUCGUCUAAUGCAGCUAUUAAUAGGGAGUUGCCUACGAUGGAGGAGGUUAAGGCUGUGGUUUUCUCAAUGGAAACGGACAGUGCACCUGGAAUAGAUGGGUUUGGAGCAGUGUUCUAUCAAGCUUUUCCUAAAGUGGAAGGUACGGCUCAUUGGAAAGAUUUUCACCCCAUUAGUCUUUGCAAUGUUAGUUCCAAGGUCAUUUCAAAAGUUUUGGUUUCGAGGUUGGAGGGACUAUUGGAAAAGGUAGUUGCACCUUGGCAAACUAGUUUUGUUCAAAGACGGUCUAUUAUCGUUAAUGUAUUGGUGGCUCAGGAGUUUGUUUCAGAUUUAGACUGUAAACUGGUUCAAAGUAAUUUGAUGCUUAAGCUUGAUAUGGAGAAGGCUUAUAAUAGGGUAGAGUGGGAACCAACAGGAUUCUUCACUUCAACUCGUGGAGUUCGGCAAAGCGACCCAUUGUCACCAGCCUUAUUCCUUCUUGUUGCAGAAUUUUUGGGUAGAGGACUUCUUUAUAUUUUCCUUCAGGAUGACCGAAGGUUCUAUGUUAUUGUAGGCAGUCAGGUUACUUAUCUUGCAUUUGCUGAUGAUAUGCUGAUUUUCUCUCGUUGCUUAGAGAAUACAGUAUUGCUAUUAGUGAUCUGUUGCACCUAUAUGAGUCUUACUCUGGGCAGCGAGUAA